AUGAGUGCUGAAAGAAUAGUACUAACAAGAAGACAAAUCUUCACUGAAAAUCAAAAUUAUAAUGAAAGCUAUGUAUUAGCAUUCACAGUUGCAUCAUCUGUUAUCUGGAUUAUGGUACCAGGUUUAGCAUUCUUAUAUUCUGGUUUAUCCAGAAGAAAAUCAGCUCUAUCUAUGAUUUGGAUCUGUAUAAUGUCAUCAUUUAUUGGCGUUUUUCAAUGGUAUUUUUGGGGAUACUCUUUAGCAUUUUCUGAUAAUGCUACCAAUGGAUUCAUUGGUAAUUUGCAUUUCUUUGGUUUUAAAGAUUUAUUGGGAGCCUCAGAGGGUUCAGAUUACCCACAAAUAGCAUUUGCUAUUUUUCAGAUGCAAUUCUUAUUGGUCACUUUGGCUAUUUUAGCAGGAGCUUGUGUGGCUGAACGUGGUCGUUUUUUACCUGCUUGUAUCUUUUUAUUUGCAUGGGCCACCAUUGUUUACUGUCCAGUAGUUUACUGGGUUUGGGGUGGUGGAUGGGCCAUGACUUUUAAAUCAGGAGUCUUAGAUUAUGCUGGUGGUGGUCCUGUCGAAAUCUUAAGUGGUGUACUGGCUUUUGUCUACAGUGCCUUCUUAGGUCGCAGAAAUGAAACUCUCAUGAUUAACUACAGACCUCAUAAUAUUUCUACUAUUUUCUUAGGUACUUCAUUACUUUACCUUGGUUGGUUAUUCUUUAAUGGAUUUUCAUGUGCAAAUGCUUCCAUUAAAGUUCCAUACUCCAUGAUGAACACUCAUUUGAGUGGUGCAUUUGGUGCUCUUUCUUGGUGUUUAUUAGAUUUCAGAUUGGAAAAUAAAUGGUCAAUGGUUGCAGUUUGUUCUGGAUGUAUUUCUGGUUUAGUUGCUGCUACACCUUCUUCAGGUAUGAUUCCAUUAUGGGCUUCAGUGAUAUUAGGUAUUGUGUCGGGAUUAGUUUGUAACUUGUCAACUAAGAUUAAAUACAUUUGUCGUGUUGAUGAUUCCCUUGAUGUAUUAGCUGAGCACGGAAUCGCUGGUAUCAUUGGAUUAUUAUUUAACGCUUUCUUUGGUAGCUCUACAGUAAUUGGAUAUGAUGGAGUAACUGAACAUGAAGGUGGUUGGCUAGACCAUAAUUGGAAACAAUUAUACGUACAAGUUGCUUAUAUUCUUGCAACUAUAGUAUAUAGUGCGGUUGUUACUGGUAUACUUUGUUUUGUUAUAGAUAAGAUUCCAGGAUUACAUUUAAGAAUUGACUACAAUGGUGAAGAGGCCGGUGUUGAUGAAGAUCAAAUAGGUGAAUUUGCAUACGAUUAUGUUGAAGUCAGAAGAGACUUUUUAGACUGGGGAUUCCCCACUAGUAAUCAUUCCAGGGCUGAAAGCUAUGCUGGAAAUUCAAGUAAUUCCAAUACUGCUCGUGUACCUGCAGUUGCAGCAAUAAAGGAAGUAGCAGAUCAAGAUGAUACUUAUGAGCAUUCUAGUUUAGGUGAUUCUCAGGAAAAGAAACAGUCUGGAAAAACUAGUGAAAAUAACGACUAUGAACAAGAAGCUACCGAUCAAAUAACCACUUCUUCCAAGAAAAUUGAUUAG
Scheffersomyces amazonensis is the source of this 1569-nucleotide messenger RNA. It is a transcript of the gene MEP1, whose product is annotated as ammonium permease. The record is from RefSeq and is a predicted model, not a curated record. Lineage: Eukaryota; Fungi; Ascomycota; Pichiomycetes; Serinales; Debaryomycetaceae. The coding region runs from base 1 to 1569 and encodes 522 amino acids. Gene Ontology annotation, biological process: ammonium transmembrane transport. Gene Ontology annotation, cellular component: plasma membrane. Gene Ontology annotation, molecular function: ammonium channel activity. The transcript has a single exon.